Cannabis sativa is the source of this 8444-nucleotide messenger RNA. RefSeq lists its product as uncharacterized. The transcript has a single exon. Gene Ontology annotation, molecular function: zinc ion binding; nucleic acid binding. The record is from RefSeq and is a predicted model, not a curated record. Gene Ontology annotation, biological process: DNA integration. The coding region runs from base 2433 to 7784 and encodes 1783 amino acids. NCBI's taxonomy places the organism in Eukaryota, Viridiplantae, Streptophyta, Magnoliopsida, Rosales, Cannabaceae.
UAGUGGUUAAAAAUACACUUUUAUUUAUUUUAAAUGAUAAAAUAAAUUGAGUUUUAAUUGAUAUUUUCAUGAAAUUAUUGUAAUAUAUUUUAUAAAUGAAAAUAUUUGAUUUUGAUUCAAUUUAUGUCUUUCUUGUAGGAAUUAAAGUGUAUUUUUGUUGAAAGAAAGAGGAAGGAGCAAAGUUGAAAAGAAAUGAAGAAAAAAAUGGCAUUUUUGUUGAAGUCCAAAGCAACCCAACCCAAAAAGGUUAAGCCUAGCCCAUGAAGCUCAUCAUCAAUUUUGUCUCUUCCAAAGCAUGUGAUGCAAUGAUGAUAAGUCUAGGUCAUCAUCAACCCUAUUUUCCUCUUCCACACUCAACCUUCAUCCAAAGAGUAGAAGUCAAAAUCACAAUGAUAACAAAAAUAAUAUUAAUUUUAUUUUUGAUUUGAAAUGUCAAAUUUAAUCUUAAUAUUUAUUUUAUAAUCCCAAAUUUUUAUUUAUUUAUUUUUAGUCCUUUUAUGGCUCUAUAAAUAGGAGCUCAUUUUAGUAAUUUUUAGUGUGUAAUUUUUAGUGUAGAAAAACUAUAGCAAAAUUCUCUCAACUUUUCUUCUCAUCUUUUCUCUUUAGAAAUUUUAUGAGAAUGAUUAGCAUAAUGGCCUAAUCUUCCUUGGAAGGUUAGGGAUGAUUCCUUACGCAAAGUGAGGUUAUUUUGUAUCUUUGAUUCACUUUUUGUUGUAAUGUUUAUUUGAGUAAUGCAAGUUCAUAUUCCACUUUUAUUUUUAUGUUCUUCUUCCAUCUAUACUAUCUAUGCUAUUAUACCAAAUAUAUAUAUAGACUUAGUCAUGCUCUUUCUAUAUAUUUUUAUUUAGUGAUUAUAGUAAUGGUAGUAUUGCUCAUUUCUAUCUUUUAUGUUCAUUUUUAUUUACUUUUUGUUAAAUGAUAUAUAGGUUUAGUCAUGCUCUCCCUAUGUGUCUAAAAAUUAAUAAAAGUAAUAUUAAUGUUCAUUUCCUUCACUAUAACCUCCAUCUCCAUCUCCAUCUCUUUGUCAUUAUUUUUACUAAAAAUAUAUAGGAUUAGUCAUGCUCUUUCUAUGUGUUACUAUUUAGUAAAAAUAAUAUUGAUGUUUAGUUUUAUAUUUAAUCUUUUAUUGCAUUAUUGCUUGAUGUAUAAUGUCAUUUCUAGGUUCUACAUAAGAUUAAAUUAUUUCUUUUAUUUUUAAGAACUUGUAUACUCAAAAUAUAAUGAACUUUAAUGUUCCAUCAUUUGUGUCAACUUAGUGAAUCAAAGGUACAAAAUAGCUAAACAAGCAUAUGGAUGAUUCUUGAAGCCUUUCUCUCUUUUACUAUUGAUUACACAUCUAUUUGCUUUCUUUUAAUAUUUAUUAUCAAAUUAAAAAUCACAAAAUCAUUUGUUACUACUAUCACUUAUUAUUAACCUUUUGUUUUUAUUUUUCUACUAACGCUUUUGUCCAUAAUCACCUCCCUGUGGAAUCGACCGCCCGAUCUAUACUACAACCACCGCUAGUGGAAGUCACAUUUGGGCGUUAAACAAAUUUUGGCGCCGUUGCCGGGGAGGUAAUUUUUCGAAAGCUAGUGAAAUCUACAAUUAAGAGGUUAGUAACUUUUUUUUUUUGUUAUAUUUUAUUUUCUUGUGAAUAUUGUCUUAUGUUGUGUAAAUAUUUGUAAAAAAAAAAAUUACCAAGAAUUCAAAGUAUGCUCUAAGGUUGCGGUUUUAUCCGAUCUUCCUUAUCAGAAAUGAUUUCUUGAAAAAAAAAAAAAAGUCUAUUCCCUUUAUUUUUUUUUAUUAUUUUUUUACUUUAAUUUUUAUUUAGUGUGAUUGUUUAUACUAUCUUUUAGUUAUUGUUUCUUUUUUUUCAUUAGUGUUUUAUUUGUCUUUUUCUUAGUACUCAUAGCAUUUAAGUCCUCUAAAAAAUCAUAAAAUACAAAAAAAAAAGUAAGUUAUAAAAAGUCCUUCAUAAAACGCUUAGUAUUUGGUACAACAGUGUAAUAUUGUAUAUGACACAAACCAAGAUUGUUCUGUCUAGAAAGAUUGGUUUUUAAAUAAGGUUUGUGUUAGUGUACCCUCCACCUUACCUGGGAACCUCGGUUCUGUCUAGGCAAGGUUGGGACGAAGCGGUACCUUGGCAACCUUUCCAAUUGGCCUGGGAACAUUUUUGUGUUAAUCAUUGUAAUAUUACAUUUUUGUGCUAUUUACUAUAACAAAAACAACCUUGUUUUAUCAAAAAUAAGCAACUCAUUUUUGCUUAGAAAGGUCUUUGGUCGAAAAGGUUAGUGAACCCUUCACACUUACCUGGUAACCCCGGGGAGUUCUAGUAAGUUGUGAAGGACCAUUCUAAAAACCUCCAAAGUAACCUGGGAACAAGUUGAACAAAAACAAAAUUAAAUAUAUUUAAAAAAAAAAAAAAAAAAAAAAAAAAAAGCAAACAAGAGUGGAUGAGUAACUCUUCUUCUGACGAAACCACUUCUAGUGAAACUUCGUCCAAUCCAUCCACUACUCCUUCUCCCAUUCACACGAUAAUCGGUAAUCCUUUCGCAAUGAAUAAUAAUAAUGAAAUACAACAGAGAACACUUAAUGAUUACCUUCACCCCACCCAAACUUCCAUACCAUCAUGCUUCAUAUUUCCACCUAAUAUGCCAAGUCUUGGUGUCAAACCCGGCAUUAUUCAACUUUUGCCAACUUUUCAUGGAAUAGAAAAUGAAAAUCCAUAUGUGCAUAUUAGGGAAUUUGAGGAAGUUGUUGACACUUUUUAUGACCGAGCAACCAUCAAUGAUGCUGCACGCUUAAAGUUUUUUCCCUUCUCCUUGAAGGAUAAAGCUAAAAGUUGGUUGUAUUCCUUGAGAUCUAGGUCUAUCGGAACAUGGGAAGAAAUGACCAAAACAUUUUUUGUUAAAUAUUUCCCUGUCCAUAAGACCAACAGUUUGAAAAGACAAAUCUCAACAUUUUCCCAAAAAGACAAUGAAACAUUCUAUCAAGUCUGGGAGAGAUUUAAAGAUCUCUUAAGUCAGUGUCCACACCACGGGUACGAGAGUUGGCGCAUCGUCAGCUACUUCUAUGAAGGCCUCACAAGUCGUGAGCGCCAGUUCGUAGAAAUGAUGUGCAACGGUGAGUUCCUUCAAAAGGAACCCGAAGAAGCUCUUGAGUUUCUCAUUGAGCUUGCUGAAAAAUCUCACACAUGGACUGGUCCAAGUGCUGCUGAAAGCACCAACAGAAAUCGACCAGCUGGGAUUUACCAACUUCGGGAAGAGGAUAGCUUAAAGGCCCAAGUCGAAGCUUUAAAAAAGCAAAUUGAAAUCCUUACGACUAAAGAUGGCCAAAAAGGGCGCAUGGUUGCCCAAGCACAAACUAGACCACUCGAACCUUGUUUCGUUUGUGGAGAAAAUGACCAUUUAGCUAAGGACUGCUUAGUGUACAAAGAAAUGAAGGGGGUUCAUGAGGAGCAAUGCAAUGCCUUAGGGCAAUAUAACAAGCCAUUCUCCCAUGCGUACAACCCGGGUUGGAGAAACCACCCAAAUUUUAGUUGGAGAGAUAAUUCCAACCAAGGUCAAACUUCUGGAGGACAAUGGAGAAAUGAGAAUCAAGCUCAACCUCCAAAGGCAUAUCAUGCACCUCAAUACCAUGCUCAACAACAAGGAAACUCCCUUGAAAAUACCAUUCAUGCAUUCAUUGAGGAACAAACCAAAAUCAAUCGCCAAUUAAAGGAAGAUGUCCAAGAAAUAAAAAGUCAAUUUUCAAAAUUGAACACAUCCUUAGCUAUUUCUGAGAAAGGCAGACUUCCUUCCCAACCUCAAUUCAAUGCACAAGGGCAACAUAUGGCUGAAACCUCCACCUCUAAUGAUCCCAUCAUUAAAGGGGUUAACGCCAUCACAACAAGAAGUGGUAAAGCUUUGGAAGAUCCAUCCAUCAAAACCACUACUUCAAAUUUAAAAGUUGCCCCUGACAGUGCACCGAUAAAUGCUCAAUCAAAAUUACCAUUUCCCCAGGCUCUUAGACCUGUUGGAAAAAUUCCUGAAAACCGAGCUGAACUCCUUGAGCACUUGACACAAGUGAAGAUUAAUCUUCCUUUGCUUCAUAUCAUAAAACAAGUGCCAGCUUAUGCCAAAAUCAUCAAGGACUUGUGCACUGCUAAGAGAAAGCACCAUGUCAAGAAGACUGCUUUCUUGACUGAACAAGUGAGUGCGGUGAUCGAACAAAAGACACCGCCAAAAUACAAAGAUCCUGGUUGUCCCACCAUUUCAUGCCAAAUUGGGACUCAUGAAGUCAGCCAAGCUUUGCUUGACCUUGGCGCGAGUGUGAAUCUCAUGCCUUACUCUGUGUACUCGCAACUUGGUCUUGGAGAAAUGAAGCCAACAUCUGUUGUGCUGCAGCUUGCUGACCGCUCUAUCAAAAAGCCUCGGGGUAUCGUUGAGGAUGUUCUUGUUCAAAUUGAGAAAUUCUAUUAUCCCGUGGACUUCCUUGUUCUAGAUACUCAAUCUGUGGUCAACAUGGAAUCCAAAAUUCCCAUCAUCCUUGGAAGACCAUUCCUUGCCACUGCAAAUGCUUUGAUCAAUUGUCGUAAUGGUCUAAUGAAAAUAUCAUUUGGAAAUAUGACACUUGAGGUCAACAUUUUUCACAUUGGGAAACAACUUCAAGAGGAUGAAGAAUGUCAUCAAACAUUCAUGAUUGACAAUCUUGUUUCUGAAGAGAUUCAAUUGCAAAGAAAUUUCGUUAAUCUUGAUGAACUCCUCUCUCGCCUUGAAAAUGAAAAUCCCAGUUUUGUUGAGUCCGCUCUUGCUACCGUUGAUCAAUUGGACACACAAAACAGAGGGAAGAAAUUUUGGAAGCCACACUUUGAAGCAUUACCUCGUGAGAGGGAAACGCUAAAAGCUUCUGCCGAAGAACCUCCCAAUGUUCAACUGAACCAACUUCCAAAGGGUUUGAAACAUGUUUUUCUAGGAGAUGGCCAAACCUUUCCAGUUAUCAUCUCGUCCGACCUUCAACUUUCUCAAGAAUUGCAGUUACUCGAGCUACUGCGAAAAUACAAACUUGCGAUAGGUUGGACAUUUGCUGAUAUCAAAGGUAUUAGCCCUCGAAUUUGCACCCAUCGAAUUAAUCUAGAAGAAGAAGCUAUCCCACGAAGGGACCCUCAAAGAAGACUGAACCCCACAAUGAAAGAAGUGGUGAAAAAUGAAGUGUUAAAACUUCUUGAUGCUGCUAUCAUUUACCCGGUGGCCGACAGCAAAUGGGUCAGUCCAGUUCAGGUAGUACCUAAGAAAUCAGGUGUUACUGUUGUCCAAAAUGACAAAGGGGCCCUUGUUCCCACCAAAACUGUGACGGGUUGGCGCAUGUGCAUUGAUUAUCGAAAAUUGAAUGCCGCCUCCCGUAAAGAUCAUUUUCCGCUCCCAUUCAUUGAUCAAAUUCUUGAGCGCGUAGCUGGUCAUCCUUUCUAUUGCUUUCUCGAUGGUUAUUCAGGUUACUAUCAGAUUGAGAUUGCAUUAGAGGACCAAGAGAAGACAACUUUCACUUGCCCUUUUGGAACAUAUGCUUUCCGGCGUAUGCCAUUUGGACUGUGUAAUGCACCAGCUACUUUCCAAAGAUGCAUGAUGAGCAUUUUCAGUGACAUGAUUGAAAACACCAUGGAAGUUUAUAUGGAUGACUUAACAGUCUUUGGAAAAUCUUUUGACGCAUGCCUUCUCAAUCUUGAGGCUGUUUUAAAACGUUGCAUCGAGAAAGGUCUUGUGCUUAAUUGGGAAAAGUGUCAUUUUAUGGUAUCUUCUGGAAUUGUCUUAGGCCACAUUGUUUCUGAAAAAGGGAUUGAGGUUGAUCAAUCUAAAAUUGACCUCAUCUCUAAACUUCCUACCCCUAAGACUGUCAAAGACAUUCGGUCAUUUCUUGGCCAUGCUGGUUUUUAUAGGAGGUUCAUAAAGAAUUUUUCAAUGAUUUCUCGCCCAUUAUGCAACCUCCUAGCCAAAGAUGCUACUUUUGAGUGGACACCAAAGUGUGAGGAGUCCUUCCGAACACUUGUGAAUUCACUCACUUCUGCUCCCAUUAUUCAGUCACCCGAUUGGAGUCUUCCUUUUGAAAUCAUGUGUGAUGCCAGUAAUUUUGCUGUUGGAGCUGUUCUUGGACAACGAAGGGAGGGGAAACCUUUUGUUGUCUACUAUGCAAGUAGAACUCUUAAUAGUGCUCAAAUGAACUAUUCCACAACUGAAAAAGAGUUGCUUGCCGUUGUCUUUGCUCUUGACAAAUUCCGAGCUUACCUGAUUGGAUCACCUAUUACGAUCUUCACCGAUCACUCCGCCCUUAAGUACCUCCUUUCCAAAAAGGAUGCUAAGGCACGCUUAAUAAGGUGGAUCCUUCUCUUGCAAGAAUUUGACAUAACAAUCAAAGACAAGAAAGGUGUUGAAAAUGUAGUCGCGGAUCACUUGUCCCGACUUGAAUUUAGUGAUCCCGCUGAUGGCCCACCUAUUCAUGAUGAUUUCCCCGAUGAACAAUUAUUCGUUGUUACUAAGUUACCGUGGUAUGCGCACAUUGUUAACUACUUAGUAACUGGUGAGCUCCCUUCUGAGUGGAGUUCACAAGACAAACGCAAAUUCUUGGUCGAGGUGCGAAAUUUCUUUUGGGAUGAUCCAUACUUAUUCAAGUAUUGUCCCGACCAGAUUAUGCGAAAAUGCAUUCCCGAUGAUGAGGUGUCUAGUGUGCUAAAUUUUUGCCACAAUGAUGCUUGUGGUGGUCACUUUUCUGUGAAGAAAACCGCUGCAAAAAUCUUACAAUGCGGUCUUUACUGGCCCACUUUGUUCAAAGACACCAAUAAUUUUUGUCGCUCUUGUGUAAGGUGCCAAAAGUUAGGCUCCUUGUCCCGUCGGCACAUGAUGCCCUUGAACCCAAUUGUUGUCAUCGAAGUAUUUGAUUGUUGGGGGAUAGACUUUAUGGGACCAUUUCCACCUUCUUUUGGUUACCUUUACAUCCUUCUAGCUGUGGAUUAUGUUUCAAAAUGGGUCGAGGCGGUACCUUGUCGAAAUAAUGAUAACGCGACUGUUGUGAAAUUCUUAAAAGAAAAUGUGUUAUCGAGGUUUGGUACCCCUCGCACUAUCAUUAGUGAUCAAGGCACUCAUUUUUGCAACCGAUCUUUUGAGGCUCUUAUGCGAAAGUACGGUGUACUUCACAAAGUUGCCAAUGCCUAUCAUCCACAAACCAAUGGUCAAGCUGAGCUAGCUAAUAGGGAGAUCAAAAACAUUCUUGAAAAGACGGUAAAUCCCGACCGCAAAGAUUGGUCAACACGUCUUCAAGAUGCACUUUGGGCAUAUCGCACUGCUUACAAGUCCCCUCUUGGGAUGUCUCCUUAUCGGCUUGUCUAUGGGAAAGCAUGUCAUUUACCUGUCGAACUUGAGCACAAAGCUUAUUGGGCUAUUAAGGCCCUGAACUUCGAUCUACGUGCGGCAGGUAUGAACCGAAAACUUCAAUUGUCUGAAAUUGAGGAGUUGAGAAAUGAUGCUUACGAUAAUUCUAGGAUCUACAAAGCAAAGCUGAAAGUUGCUCACGAUAAACAGAUCCUAAGAAAACAUUUUGAGCCGAAUCAAAAAGUACAUUUGUACGAUUCUCGUUUGCAUCUCCACCCCGGUAAGUUGAGAUCGAGGUGGACUGGUCCAUAUGUGGUGAAACAAGUAUUCCCCAACGGUUCUGUUGAAGUCAAGGACCCAACCGAUGGGAGAAUUUUUCGAGUCAAUGGCCAGAGACUGAAACAUUACAUUGAGAGUGUGAGCCUUGUUGAAGAGGUCCUUCUUGAGGACCCAGAUUAUACACUCUGAAUGUUUAUUUUCCCUAUCUAUAUAUUAUAGUAUUUUAUUUUAUUUUUAUUUUGUGUUUUUGUAUUUUUGUAUUCUCUAUGUUUGUUUUGGGUUACUGUUAUCAGGUUAUCUCCACUCUCGCCCCGUGCAUAUUCUCGUCGAUCAGGUGUACUCUUUUCCCUAUCUUUUUCAUUUCAUAUUUUUUGUGACAUUGAGGACACUGUCUAAUUUUGAGUUGGGGGUGGUGAGCUCUGGUGAGCGUUCAUUUAGAGAACUGUAAUUGUCUUGUUGAAUUUUUUAAGUCAAAUUUUUUUCAAAAUUAUCCAAGCAUGAUAGUAAAAUUACAGUUUGAGUCAAUAUUUGCUAUAUUUUGUUACCAAGUUGUGAUUUUCAGAGUCCUUUUGUGCACUUUCCAAACAUGUGGUAAAAUGGUUGUAAACACAUAUAGUUAAGAAAAAUUUUGAGUGUAAAGUUUUUCAUUUUUGGUGAGUUGUGAGAGUUGAGAAAACAACUUUUUGAACUUUCAUUGAUCAUUUGAGUUGGUAAAGUCAAACUUUUGGAAUUUCAAACAUGACAUUUACUAGAGGGAUUAAUUUUAUGUCAAAAGAGCCUUUGUGUUUAUUUCUUUGUAACUUUAUUGUAUUUCCUUAUAUCUUUAUUUUUAUAUGUUGUCUCUUGUCA